Messenger RNA from Eremothecium gossypii ATCC 10895, 1788 nucleotides. RefSeq names its product phenylalanine--tRNA ligase subunit beta (gene FRS1). The transcript has a single exon. Gene Ontology annotation, molecular function: phenylalanine-tRNA ligase activity; ATP binding; RNA binding. The record is from RefSeq and is marked provisional. Gene Ontology annotation, cellular component: cytoplasm; phenylalanine-tRNA ligase complex. Gene Ontology annotation, biological process: phenylalanyl-tRNA aminoacylation. The coding region runs from base 1 to 1788 and encodes 595 amino acids. Lineage: Eukaryota; Fungi; Ascomycota; Saccharomycetes; Saccharomycetales; Saccharomycetaceae.
AUGCCAACCAUCUCUGUUUACAAACAGCAGUUAUUUGAUUUAUUGGGGAAGAACUACUCCAAUGAGGAAUUUGACGAGCUAUGCUUUGAAUUCGGUAUUGAGUUAGACGAAGAUACCACGGAGGAAGCUCUCAAGAACAACGAGGAGCCGGAGCUCAAGAUCGAAAUUGGUGCCAACCGGUACGAUCUGCUCUGCAUCGAGGGUAUUGCGCAGUCGCUCAAUGAGUACGUGGGGCGUGCGGAGACGCCAAAGUACAAGCUUGCGGCGCCCACGACGAAGCUAUACAUCGAGCCAUCGACCGAGCAGAUCCGGCCAUACGCUGCAGCUGCGAUAUUGAGGAAUAUCAAGUUUGACGAGCGGUCCUACGCAUCCUUCAUAGCAUUGCAGGAUAAGCUGCAUUCUAACUUGUGCCGGAACAGAACUCUGGUUGCCAUGGGCACACACGACCUGGACAGUAUUCAGGGCCCAUUUCAUUACAAGGCGUUGCCUCCAACUGACUUCAAGUUUGUUCCGCUAUUCCAGAGUAAAGAGUUGACGGGUAAGGAGGUGGUGGAUCUUUAUAAAACGCCAGAGCAGAAGAACAAUCUCGGUCGGUUUGUUCACAUUAUCGAAAACUCGCCUGUAUACCCUGUUAUCUUUGACUCUCAGGAUCAAGUUUGCUCUCUGCCUCCUUUAAUCAACUCCGAGCGCUCCAAGAUCUCCAUUGACACGCGCAAUGUUUUCAUUGAAGUUACCGCUACCGACAGAACCAAGGCGGAGGUAGUGUUGAACCAGCUGGUAGCUAUGUUUUCGCGCUACUGUGAGGACAAAUUUUCAGUUGAAGCGGUUGAAAUUGUAUCUGAACACAACAACGAAUCUCGUAUCACUCCAAACUUCACUGAGAGAAAGAUUAAUGUGUCCGCAGAAUACAUAAACUCUUGUUUGGGUCUACAGCUAUCCCUGGAGGAGAUAUGUGCCUGCUUAAAGAAAAUGUCGCUGCACGGAAAGCCAGCUGGCAAUGACAAAGAUACCAUUGAGGUGUCGAUUCCUAUCACUAGACCAGAUAUUUUGCAUCCCUGUGACGUUUUAGAGGAUGCAGCUGUCGGUUACGGUUACAACAACUUGCCUAAGCAUAACAAACUAUCCAAUGCGAACUUUGUCGCUGCUCCUUUGCCAAUCAACAAGGUUUCUGAUAUCUUCAGGAUCGCAUCCUCUCAAGCCUCUUGGCUAGAAGUACUGCCUCUAACUCUAUGCUCGCAUGAUGAAAACUUUAAAUUUUUGAGGCUAGAGGACGACGGCACAACUGCCGUUAAGCUAGCAAACCCAAAAACUGCGGAGUACCAAGUCGUCAGAACCAGUCUACUGUCUGGUAUCUUGAAAACUGUCAGGGAGAACAGAAAGCAGGCAUUGCCUAUUAAAGUCUUCGAAAGUGGUGAUGUUGUGUUCAAGAAUCCUGCGCUAGAGAGAAAGGCCUACAACGAGCGCCACUGGGCUGCUGUUUACGUAGGCAAGAACUCUGGUUUUGAGAUUAUUCAGGGUCUUUUGGGGAAGAUCAUGCAGACCUUUAGAACAUCUUGGCUUCCAGAUUACGGGAAAGACUCUGAUGGAAGGGGCUACUGGAUUGAGGAAGAUACCUCAAUCCCAACCUACUUCCCCGGUAGAGGCGCCAAAGUUAUGUUUAGGUCUAGACAGGGCGCAGAGGUCAAGCAAAUUGGCCACUUGGGCGUCUUGCAUCCUGAAGUUAUGAACAAUUUCGAAAUUCCGUACGCGGGAUCCUACGUAGAAUUGAACUCCGAGGUUUUCUUGUAG